This is a messenger RNA of Juglans microcarpa x Juglans regia, 1201 nucleotides long. Its product is annotated as probable peroxygenase 4. The transcript has 7 exons. Gene Ontology annotation, molecular function: monooxygenase activity; calcium ion binding. The record is from RefSeq and is a predicted model, not a curated record. NCBI's taxonomy places the organism in Eukaryota, Viridiplantae, Streptophyta, Magnoliopsida, Fagales, Juglandaceae. Bases 155 to 766 code for a protein of 203 amino acids.
UUGUCGGCUAAAACAAUAAUCCAAUCUCGUUAAUUCCCUCCAUUACUUCUCCCUCCUCUGUUCCCACUCUCGAGCUCAGCCUAUUAACCUCUGCAACAUCCCAAACUAUAUCUCUCUCUCUCUCUCUCUCUCUCGAUACAAGAUCUUUCAAGUCAUGUCUUCCUUAUCUCCAACUCAGAGUUAUAAACAGGAAGGAGUUGAUGGGCAUAUUAUACCUACAGAUCAGAACGUUCUGCAGAAACAUGUUGCAUUCUUCGAUAGGAACCAUGACGGUUUAGUUUAUCCUUGGGAAACUUUUCGAGGAUUUCGUGCAAUUGGCAGUGGUAUUCUUCUGUCCUCCGUGGCUGCCUUCUUCAUCAACUUUUCUCUCAGCCGCUCAACGCGUCCUGGGAAAUUUCCUUCUCUUCUGUUUCCAAUUGAGGUUAACAACGUUCAGAGAGCCAAACAUGGGAGCGACUCUGGUGUCUAUGACACUGAAGGAAGGUUUGUUCCUUUAAAGUUUGAAGAAAUUUUCAGCAAGCAUGCUCAUACACACCCCAAUUCUCUAACAUCAGAUGAACUCAUGGAAAUGCUGAAGGCUAACAGGGUACCAAAGGACUACGGAGGCUGGCUUGCUAGCUGGACAGAGUGGAAGGUCCUAUAUAUUCUGUGCAAGGACAAGAAUGGUUUGCUGCAGAAGGAAAAAAUCAAAGCUGCUUAUGAUGGAACUUUGUUUGAGCAGAUGGAGAAGGAAAGAACAUUGGCUAAAAAGAAUGCUGUUGUGUAGCUAAAUGCAUACCGGAAUGCUCAUCCGAUCUUCUGGCAGCUUGGUUACAGCUUGGUUACUGAUUCAACGAUGUAGUUUUAAUGUUUGUGUCAUUGGUUCAAUUGUGGAGGUGUUUGAUAAGUUCUGGAACUGAAAAUUAGUUCAAGUUGGUUGUGUAUCUUAAUGUAUUGCAUAAGCCAUAUGGCAUAUUUAUUACAUAUUCGAGGAUGUAUGGAAUAAUUUGAACUACAAUGGGGACAAGUUGGAUCAUCAGCAGAGGUGGAAGAGAGUUGGCAGAAUGUCUGCAGAGGCAGACUUUCCAGCAGACAUUCCAAUUACAAGCUCAGGAUCUGAAAUUUCCUAUGGACCAUUUGGUAUUGAAUGGUGUUUUAUGGUGUAUUGUUCUUGGUUUUCAAGUAGAAGAAAACAAGAGUAACAUGAAAAUUUAUUAACUAA